AUGUCAGAAUAUAGUGAUAUUGCUGGAAGCGAAGAUGUGAUCUCACUUACUUGUGAAAGUCAAGAAACACUCAAUGAACAUUCAUAUCGAACUAAACAAUUAGCAAAUCGUACUGAUAAAAGUACGCCUAUGAAAGAUCAAGCAAAAGAAAAUCAAAAACCAAUCGAACAGGUUAAUAAUGAAGAGGUUGAUGGUAUGCAAACAGACGCUCAAAAUCGUCCAAUUUCAACAGUUAACAAUGGAGUAUCAACUGAACAACCAACAUCUUCGAUUGAUACUCAGAAUACCUUAAUACCGGAUAAUCCAUUUAUUAUUCGACCACCGUUGGCUCAAUCAACAUUAACUGAUGAAAGUGGUAUUUCAACUGAAAAAGGUAGUACAUAA
Molecule: messenger RNA, 384 nt
Organism: Rotaria sordida
Lineage: Eukaryota; Metazoa; Rotifera; Eurotatoria; Philodinida; Philodinidae
Source: the annotation of a GenBank genome assembly